UAUAUUGCUGUCCAUAAUGCUUGAGCUGUAAAGACGCCAUUAUUUUACAAGUCGACCUACGUUACUGAGCUUUUCGGGACAAUAUCCCAUAUGCUGAAAAUGCCAUUGCUGGUUGCUCCUUCCUCCGAAUACAGCUUGCUACUUUUGGGCAGAAUUCCCUGAGAAUGGAACUCUUACUUCUUUGUAUAAUGGAUAGUAUUUCGAUCCUUUUAUGGCCUCCCUGCUCUAUAUUCAUUUUUGUGACAAUCCUGUCCCAGCAUAGAUAAUACCGCUUCAUCCCAAGGACCGCAUUCAUGACGACCUCAGCACCCAAGGACCUGUCUCAGAAACAUGGACCUAUAGCAAUCAGUCUGGCACAGGCUCUCAAGCUAAUAGGAGCACUGUUGACGCUGAAGAUGCUGCAUGCUGUGGCGCUGGUCUUUCGCAUAGAGCAAGCAGCAGCACGGCACCCGGUUCGGGGAGCCAUUCAUCGCAGAGAGCAGCAAAUCGUACGAAUCUUUCUAUCGUCAAUUCCGGAAAGCUACUACGUACCGGUUAUCGGGAACUUCUUCUCCAACGACCUUCCCUUAACCUCCAUCGCAACGAAUUCUAUUUCGAUUCAGCAGUCCCAGAGACCGACAAAUGCGGCGGAAGUACAGUCUACUGAGAGGACAUCGUCCAACCAGAACAGUCUGCUGAUGCAAGUCUCCUCCAGUAUUGAGCCUGCAGUCCGCAUGUCCCAGGGACUCGUGGAUCGUGAGGCUGAGCUAGCCAAAAACAAAUCGGAAAGUGGCAUGGACUCAAUGAUUCCAGCGGCCGGCAGCGAUUCGCUUUACUCGAACACGACGAUAAAAAGAAGUACUUCUGUGCGCAGAAUGUACUCGCGUUCCUCGAGUAUGCAGCAACAUAUGGCAGGUUCGGCGGCGCAGUAUGCCAAGCUUGCGUCUGGCAGGCCACAAUUCAGCACCACCAGUCGGCCAAUGUCGAUGGAGUCCACGGAGGGACAGCAGCCUCGACUGGCUGAUGACUCUGCGGACGACCAGACGCUGCUUGAAAUGGAGACUCUGCGAGCAACCCACUCGGUGGAAAGUUUUCCUGGAAAAUUUCCCAUCAGUGAUGGGCUGGAGUUUAGCUCUCUUGCCACGGCACCGCACCAUAUAAGAGGCCGAGGGACCACUUCUGUCAGGCCGUUUUCCGACGUUUGACUGGACAUUGAAUUGUCUGUUCUGUUCUGCUCUUGGUUUUGCUUUUCCUGUCUGGAGUAAUGGAGAGUUAAGCGUGUUUUCAUCAUUACUUGGAGUCUCAUGUGUCAGAAACAGGGUUAGCAUUCAGGUUAAUACCCGAUUCCAUAGCUCAAAUCAGCAAGAAUUCAUCCAAAAACAACAGAGCAGCAGGGCUACUGUUCUUGGUAUAUGGCAUGAUCCAGAUAUCCCAUUGCCCGAACGUAGAU
Molecule: messenger RNA, 1429 nt
Organism: Aspergillus novofumigatus IBT 16806
Lineage: Eukaryota; Fungi; Ascomycota; Eurotiomycetes; Eurotiales; Aspergillaceae
Exons: 1
Coding region: 294-1184 (296 amino acids)
Source: RefSeq, a predicted model, not a curated record